Ectocarpus sp. CCAP 1310/34 is the source of this 3664-nucleotide messenger RNA. The record is from the annotation of a GenBank genome assembly. NCBI's taxonomy places the organism in Eukaryota, Phaeophyceae, Ectocarpales, Ectocarpaceae.
AUGUGGAUGACCCAUCUCCGGGUGAUUCGCAGGAUGUUGUUGGUGGACUGCGGGAAGUACGGACAGUAGUGCCCAAGGCCUUGGCAUGUCCAUCGUGAGAGUUGGGAGUAGUAGUGUUGCAAGCACAGGCUUGAACCCUCACAAUACUGCUGUUAACCGUUCCUCUGCUGGUGUCACAAGCGUUGGUUCGGUUGGGAUGGGAAGUAGGGCUUUUGGUAGUCAGUCUUUCAUUCCAGGAAUAGUUAGUGAAGCUUUCAGUAGCCAGUCUUCUAUUCCACCCGCACCUUCAGCGUCGAGUAGGUGGUGGGAAAAUGUCGCCAGUGGUACCACAUUGAUUCCUGGGGCCGGCAUCACAGAACCAGGAGAAAACUUGGGAAGGAGCCCUUUUGAAGUUCCCAAAGCUCCUGUGUUCGACGGAUCGGACGUUGCUUACCCGUCAUGGUCACCAAACGUUCUACUGAGUGCCCGACACAACAACUUGUUAGAAGAAUUUUCUUGUGAAGUGGGAAUUCCGAUCGCAAAUAUUGAAUUCGACUUGACCGCUUGCGUAGACAAAGGAUUCAGUGUGGAUGUGCUGCGCCAGGAAGAAAAGAGAACGGUGAGAAGUCUGACAUAGUGCUAUUUUCUCAAACCAGAUUGAACGACUCGCAUGAUCUGACGUGUCUGGUAGAGUAUAACGAGGUUAUGCUGCUGGAGUGCUUGUCAAGUGAUGAUGCUGUCCGCAAAUACUCUUUAUUCUUGUGAGGAAAGACAGAUAUGUCAAGAAUGGUGUUACGGACACGGUUACUGCUGUCCACAUGACAGACUCUCUCUCUAGCGUUAACGAUGUGCAGUCUUGCUAUUAGAACGCAUGAGGGAUUGAUGGCGUUAUUUGCGAAGUAGACCGUCUGGAACCCUGGAGGAAGUGUUCGUGAUUGCUGACAGCGAGUGUUCAGUAGAGUUGAAGGUUUGUGCAACCUCUUUUCUCCCAGCGCAGUUGUUGAUGGCAUGUUAUGAAAUAGCUUCGGUGGUCUUGAUGGUAUGAUGGCUACUUUCGACAGAACAGUUAUUCUUCAGAACUUCGAUGACAUGGUUGUUGCUAUUGUGUAUCGUCUGGGUGAUGAAUCUGUCGGUUCGGUGUUAGCUGCCUUCACCCUUCUAGACCCCAAAGCAACGAUAGAUAAUGGAUGUAAUCGAGUUUCAUAACAUUUAUGCUCAUUCACAUGAAGGAUUACUUCGUACAACAGCAAAACGACUAGGUAUGGAGUUGACCGGUAAUAUGAAUGCUUGUACGGGGUGUUCGAUGUCGAAGGCAUUCAAGAAAGGAAUUGCUAAUGAAACAAGAUGCAGAUCGGACAANGGAUUACUUCGUACAACAGCAAAACGACUAGGUAUGGAGUUGACCGGUAAUAUGAAUGCUUGUACGGGGUGUUCGAUGUCGAAGGCAUUCAAGAAAGGAAUUGCUAAUGAAACAAGAUGCAGAUCGGACAAUAAGUUGGGCAGAGUUUUUGUUGACCUGGGAGGGCGGAAGGACGUUGCGUCCGUAGGGGGUAAACAUUACCCCAUGAUAGUGAAGGAUGAUUUCACAAGACGUACAUGGAUGUAUUUCCUGAUAAAUAAGUAAAUCAGACGCUGCGAGUGUUCUCCGAAGUUUUCUCGCAAGUGUGCGUGCUGAUGGUAUCCCAUCAUUGGUUGAAAUUGCUAGAUCUGACAAUGGGGGGGAGUAUUUCGGUGGAGAAUUUGCGUCUGUGUGCAACGAGCUCUUGAUGAAGCAAGAGUUCACCCCGGCUUACAGUCCCCAAUACAACGGUGUUGCAGAAUGUGGUUUGGGAUCGAUUGAGGUGGCGGCAAUGGCUGCCCGUGUUCAGGCAAAAGUUUUGUUUGGGCAUGUGCAAUUACCUAAAGACUGAUAGACUAUGGGCUGAGGCCAUGCACUGGGCUUGCGAAGCAAUUAACCACACAGCUUGUACGGAGAUGUGGCAUGGUGAAGCUAGUCAUGCUAGACCGUAUCCGUUUUUGAAACCGGCUUACUGUAGGUGGCAGCGACCGUCUAAGCUACUGCCGAAGGGCGAGGCUUGCUUUAAUUUCGGUCCUUCGAGAGACCACCCGCCUGACUGUCAUAGGUCACGUACGAGGGCUGGCACUAUUCAGGAAACGAGGAAUGUGACGUGGGAAGCGUUGCCGUCACAACCCCCUCCACCGCAACCGUCUCUCUUGCAGAUUGAGGUCGCAGAGGAGGGAGUGGAGGGACGUGACGACGAUGUAGAAGCUGAGGUCAACCCCCCUCUGUGCCAUCUUCGCCCGCGAUUGGUUCCCCUAUUAGUAGUAGCGAAGCCCUCCCUUUGUCUUCUCCAGCAGACGAGAUCACCGAUGAGGGAGGGCCGGAAGGGCCGGAGACAGGGGAGGCAGAAUCGGCGGGUCCGGGUGGGCAGGAGGUAGAGUCGGAGAGUCAGGAAGGAUUGGAUGAAGAGUUGGUUGAGCCGGGAGGGCAGGAGGUAGAAUCGAAGUAAUUUCCCCCUGCUCCGCACGUACCAUCUAAUCGUCGUGCGCGGCAUGAGCUUGCCAGUUACAACAGUGCUGCAAAUGAGAAUGUUGAAAUCAGAGAAGGCAGAACCUUGAAAUCAGAGAAGGCAGAACCCGUGCGCAAACUUGGGCCGUAAACCAGCAGAGCGUAUCCGGUCUCACGGUCACUCUAGGAACUAUUUCCGCAUCUGAAAUUACAGAAGCACUCUUAGUGGAGCAGAGAGCGUCUGAUACUAUGGAACUGCCGAGAGAGCUCAUUCAGGAUGUAGAGACAGAGCCUGGUAGCUACCGAGAAGCCCGCCAGUCAAAACAUACCGUGAUUUGGGACCAAGCCAUGUGUGCAGAGGUUGAAGGCUUGUUAAGAGCAGGAAUGUUCGCGCUAGCAGUAAAGGUCCCGAUAGACUGUAACGUGAUAGAUGCUAGAUGGGUCUAUAUAUGGAGAGCAGAAAAAAACAGGCAAUAUAGUGAAGGCCAAGGCUAAGCUUGUAGCGGAGGGCUUCAAGCAGAAGUAUGGUGUGGAUUGUCUUGAGACUUUCUCGCCUACUGCAAAUGCUGCAUCGGUUCGUUUGUUGGUAGCAUUGGCGUGCAAGAAUGAUUUGGAAUUUCUCCACUUUUGACAUUGAGCAAGCGUUUGUUCAGUCGGAAUUGGAUCAUGAGGUGUUCAUGAAGUUGCCUCCUGGCUGCGAGUCGAUGUCAGGAAAGGUCGUCCGUUUAGACAAGAGUUUGGAGGGACUGAGGCAGGUAUGUAGAACAUUUCUCAAGAGAUUUGUGUCGGACCUUAAGAGGGUUAGUGUCGAACAAUCUCUAUCUGACCCCUGUGUUCUGCGUUUCAUGAUGAGAAACGAGGUGAUGGGUAUGAUCGCGAUUCAUGUGGAUGACUUUCUGUAUGGAGGAAUUGAGAGUCUUGCCAAGAUCGUUGUGCAAGCGCUAGGUGGCUCUUUUCACACGAAGAAUUUUGGCGAGGUCAAGUUCUUUCAUGGUUGCGCAUUUAGUCGCGACCGCGAGGCUGGCAAGAUUGAGAUGUCUCAAGAGCGUUGCGUCAGGAGUGUUCUCGAGAGAUUCAAUAUUUGUCGCACCAGCUCGACCCUGCUCCCCCUAUUAGUGUCUACAGGUCCGUGAUGGAGGAGGAGGAGGCAGGGGAUGCGCCAUUCCGAGAGGUGGU